Neocloeon triangulifer is the source of this 1501-nucleotide messenger RNA. It is a transcript of the gene Lnpk, whose product is annotated as endoplasmic reticulum junction formation protein lunapark-B. The record is from RefSeq and is a predicted model, not a curated record. NCBI's taxonomy places the organism in Eukaryota, Metazoa, Arthropoda, Insecta, Ephemeroptera, Baetidae. Gene Ontology annotation, biological process: endoplasmic reticulum tubular network organization. The transcript is spliced from 8 exons. Bases 331 to 1500 code for a protein of 389 amino acids. Gene Ontology annotation, cellular component: endoplasmic reticulum tubular network.
AACCGGCAGUGAAAGAGCAGCUGUUGAUUCGGCGAAAGGGCACCUCUGCUGCAGGGAAAACAAUAAUUUUUUAAUUCUCGUCGGCGCUCGUUCGGCCAGACGAGUCGGACGGACGGCGAAUCGAUCGGCGGCCGACGCGCCUCGUCUCGAGAGCAUGUAACGUGAGCUGCAAAGACAGAGGCGCGGCGAAAAGCAGAAAAAUAAACAGAGAAAGAAAGGGGAGAAACGCAUCGGUGCCUAUUUUGUUCGACGUCGUCACUCUCUUUGCCUACUCAAGCAAAUCGCCCAAGUGCGCAUCUCGGCAGCUGGAAAUCGGCGGACGACGUCACGAUGGGCAUCAUCAUCUCCAGGUUUAAGAGGAACGUCACCGUCAAGGAGAGGCUCCAGUCCAUCUCCAAGGACAUAUCGAACAUAGAGGUCUUCAGGCUGCACACACAGCAAAAGCAGAAGGCUGUUGUGGCCCGGGUCGUCCUUUUCUCGGUCCUUGCGCUCAUCUUUGCCGGCAUCUUCCUCUACUUCUGGACCUUGCCCGAGCGGACACUGGACAAAUUCUUGUGCCUAGCACCCUUUUUCAUCGCACCCUUCUUAAUCGUAUUUGUGAAGAGAUUGAUCAACUGGUACUACGCAAGGCAGAUCAACGAUAAUGAAAUUAAACUGACCAGACUGCGCGAGGAGAAGAAAAAACUGCUCGAUGAGGUUAUGGACAAGGAAACGUACAAAACUGCCAAGGAAAUACUUGAACAAUUUGCACCGGAACAGCUUCGGAAAGAGAAUAAUCAAAAUGCUCUUGUUCCUCGAGUGUCGCCCCAACAACAAAUUGCAAGACCAGGAAUGCCAAUGCCAAACCUACAAAGUGCUCAACUUGUUAACCAGGAACUGAGGCGGAGGACGACUACCCCUCAGGUUGGCGGCCAGCCCCAGGGUCCCCAGGGAACCCCUCUGACGAGAAAUGCACCCCUUCCUUAUCCAGCUUUACCUCAAAGACCUGCUGGAGCAAUGCCUGCUGGGCCGCCAAUGGCAAGACCGAUCUUGCCCAGGGAUAGAGGAGUGAUGGACAAGUUGGUCGAGUUCAUCGUCGGAGACGGUCCGAGCAAUCGAUUUGCCCUGAUUUGCAGACAGUGCGCCUCUCACAACGGCAUGGCCCUGCAGGAAGAGUUUGAAUACCUUGCUUUCCGUUGCUGCUACUGCUACUGUUGGAAUCCAGCUCGCAAACAGCGUCCCCCGGCUCCUCUGCUGCCUCUGCCAUCCGCCCCUGCUGAUGAAAAUGGCGGCGAGUCCAGUCCUUCAAGUGAAUCUGAGGCUGAGGAAACGGCACAGGAGGAAAAGGUAGCAGAAGAAGAGCCUAAAGAAGGAAAUGCACCAGAAGAAGCUGUUGAAGAAGUUGAAGUGCAAGAAGUUGAAGAGACAAGCAAAGGUGAGACUGGUGAAGCCGCAGCAAUCAAGGAAGAGCUCCCCAAAGAGGAGGCUGAAGUUUCGAAGGAUCAAACAGAAGCGUCGUAGA